AUGCCUACAUCUACCUUCAACCCGGUUCGGCGACUCACGGCUCUCCUAUCUUCGAAAUGCCAGUCAGCAAUGUCCUCAUCUAGUUCCCGAACUUCUUCUCAUGCCUAUCGCAUAACCAGCUUCUCGAUUCCUCGACGAAUAGCUGGCUACAACGGCCAUGCAUUCUCGCCAAAACAAUUCUCAACGACAGCGUCUCAACAGACAAAGACAAUUAAACCUCAUCGUCUACCCUCAGAUUUGAUCCCUCCUUAUCCGUAUGGGGAGCGCCGUAUAUAUAAGCAAUCUAACCGCGGCCUUUACGGCAGCGCUCGAAUUCGCUUCGGCAACAACGUAGCGGAGAAGCACAACAACAAGUCGCGCCGAUUUUGGCGACCAAACGUUCACGUCAAGACUUUCUUUUCCCCUUCCUUAGGCGCUCGUGUUAAGACCCGGCUGACACUGCGCGUGCUGAAGACCAUUCGGAGGGAAGGAGGGAUCGAGAACUACCUCCUCAAGAGCAAGCCUGCUCGUAUCAGGGAGCUUGGGCCAGGGGGGUGGAAUCUACGCUGGAUUCUAAUGCAGACCCAGGCCGUUCAACAACGCUUUAACGAACAGAGGAUUGAACUGGGACUGGAACCGAAAGAAAUUGAGAACCGAGACGAUGUAAUCCAUUUCGCAUUGGAUUAUGCCACUCCUGGUCCAUUGAGCAUGCGAAGCCGGGCUACUCUAAACGAGAUGCAAGCCACCAUAGCAGAUACCUUCGUUCUGGGAGAUGACAGCUUGGCUAACUUCGAAGGCGCGGAAGAACUAUCUGAUGAAGAGGAGCGAAAAUUACUCAGCGAACUUGAAAAUUUCGAUGGGGCGUCUACGCCGACCAGGAGGCAAACGGCUGGAGCAUAA
This is a messenger RNA of Metarhizium robertsii ARSEF 23, 879 nucleotides long. Its product is annotated as 50S ribosomal protein L24. Gene Ontology annotation, cellular component: mitochondrial large ribosomal subunit. Gene Ontology annotation, molecular function: structural constituent of ribosome. The record is from RefSeq and is a predicted model, not a curated record. NCBI's taxonomy places the organism in Eukaryota, Fungi, Ascomycota, Sordariomycetes, Hypocreales, Clavicipitaceae. The coding region runs from base 1 to 879 and encodes 292 amino acids. The transcript has a single exon.